Messenger RNA from Notothenia coriiceps (black rockcod), 544 nucleotides. RefSeq names its product filamin-C-like. Lineage: Eukaryota; Metazoa; Chordata; Actinopteri; Perciformes; Nototheniidae. Gene Ontology annotation, molecular function: actin filament binding. The annotation marks the transcript as partial. The transcript has 4 exons. Gene Ontology annotation, biological process: actin cytoskeleton organization. The record is from RefSeq and is a predicted model, not a curated record.
UCCUGUCCUCCUGUCUCAGGAUCCAGAGGGGAAACCGAAGAAGGCGAAUAUUCGAGAUAACCGCGAUGGAACGUACACGGUUUCCUACGUACCCGACAUGGCGGGCCGCUACACGAUCACCAUCAAGUACGGCGGAGAUGAGAUCCCGUAUUCUCCGUACCGAAUCCUCGCUCUGCCGACCGGAGACGCCUCUAAGUGCCUGGUCACAGUUUCCAUUGGAGGACACGGACUGGGAUCAGGUAUGGGCCCCACCAUCCAGAUCGGGGAGGAGACCGUCAUCACCGUGGAUGCUAAGCAUGCUGGGAAAGGUAAAGUCACGUGUAAGGUGUCGACCCCCGACGGCGCCGAGCUGGACGUGGACGUUGUGGAAAACGCAGACGGGACGUUCGAUAUCUACUACACAGCGCCGGAGCCCGGGAAGUACGUGAUCACCAUCCGGUUCGGAGGCGAGAACAUCCCAAACAGCCCCUUCCACGUGGUGGCGUGUGGCCCCGCCCCCCUAAUAGAGGAGCCCUGUGAUUCGCUGCAGUUCAGCCCCCCCUGG